Molecule: messenger RNA, 2324 nt
Organism: Osmerus eperlanus (European smelt)
Lineage: Eukaryota; Metazoa; Chordata; Actinopteri; Osmeriformes; Osmeridae
Gene: pde1ca
Product: phosphodiesterase 1C, calmodulin-dependent a
Biological process (GO): signal transduction
Cellular component (GO): neuronal cell body
Molecular function (GO): calmodulin-activated 3',5'-cyclic-GMP phosphodiesterase activity
Source: RefSeq, a predicted model, not a curated record
GAGGAUGCGAGGACACACUCCAGCUGUCACACUGACAGAGAUGGGAUAGGGGAAGCCAGCCAGUGGAUCAAGGCAAGCAGGCUCAGACACCAGGGAGGGAAAACAGUAUCCCGGCGCACGGAACAAAAAAGAAGACAACUUGAUAUUCUCCUCCGGCGCGUGUGAAGUGGGCUCUGGCCCAAAAGGGAAGGAAUUUUCUCUUCAUGUCUUUUCGCCUGGUAGAUAUCUUCGACAUGGAAUCGCCCACCAAGGAGAUAGAGGAUUUUGAGAGCAACUCUCUGAAGUACCUACAACCGGACCAGAUAGAGAAGAUCUGGCUCAGACUCAGGGGGCUAAGGAAAUACAAGAAGACGUCACAAAGGUUACGAUGCCUGGUGAAGCAGCUGGAGCGAGGGGAGGCGUCGGUGGUGGACCUGAAGAAGAACUUGGAGUACGCAGCGUCUGUGCUGGAGUCUGUCUACAUCGAGGAGACCAGGCGAUUGGUGGACACCGAGGAUGAGCUCAGCGACAUCCAAUCGGACUCGGUGCCGUCGGAGGUGCGUGAUUGGCUGGCCUCGACCUUCACGCGGCAGAUGGGGCUGAUGCUGAGGAGGACCGAGGAGAAGCCUCGCUUCCGGAGCAUCGUCCACGCAGUGCAGGCUGGGAUAUUCGUGGAAAGGAUGUACCGGCGGACGUCCAACAUGGUGGGCCUGAGUUACCCUCCCAGCGUCAUCACCGUGCUCAAGCACGUGGACAUGUGGUCUUUCGACGUGUUCGCCCUAAACGAUUCCAGUGGAGAUCACGCGCUGAAAUUCAUCUUCUACGAGCUGCUCACCAGAUAUGACCUAAUCAAUCGCUUCAAGAUCCCUAUCUCUGCCCUGGUGUCUUUUGUGGAGGCUCUGGAGGUGGGUUACAGCAAACACAAGAACCCCUACCACAACCUGAUGCACGCUGCGGACGUCACACAGACAGUACACUACCUGCUGCUGAAGACUGGCAUGGUGCACUGGCUGACAGAGCUGGAGAUCUUUGCCAUGAUCUUUGCUGCGGCGGUCCAUGAUUAUGAGCACACCGGCACUACUAACAACUUCCACAUCCAGACCAGGUCAGGCACGGCCAUCCUUUACAAUGACCGCGCGGUCCUUGAAAACCACCACGUGAGCGCAGCCUAUCGUCUUCUGCAGGACGAUGACGAGAUGAACAUUCUCUAUAACCUGUCCAAAGAUGACUGGAGGGAGCUGCGAGCGCUGGUGGUGGAGAUGGUGUUGGCCACCGACAUGUCCUGUCACUUCCAGCAGAUUAAGGCCAUGAAGAACUUCCUCCUGCAGCCCGAGGCGAUAGACAAGCCCAAGGCCUUAUCCCUGCUCCUGCACACUGCAGACAUCAGUCACCCAGCUAAGAACUGGGACCUGCACCAUCGCUGGACCACCUCGCUACUGGAAGAGUUCUUCCGACAGGGGGACAAAGAAGCCGAACUGGGCCUACCCUUCUCUCCCCUGUGUGACCGCAAGUCAACAAUGGUCGCCCAGUCCCAGAUAGGCUUCAUUGACUUUAUCGUGGAGCCCACCUUCACGGUGCUGACAGACAUGACAGAGAAGAUCGUGACGCCGCUCAUCGAUGACGCGUCUCACUCCGGCCUCGCUGGCUUCCGACGCUCCAGUCUGAACAGUAUAACACAGGGAGAUGGGAAGCGUUCCAGUGUUAAGAGCGUGGGUUCGGAGGGCAGUGGGAAUGUCAACUGUUCCCUCCACACGGUCGACUUCAAAUGCUUCAAGGCCACGUGGAAUGAAGAGGUUCACCAGAACCGGGAGAAGUGGAAGACCCAGGCUACCAAAGACCUGGAGGAGAGAUCCAAGAGAGAGGCUGACGAGAAGGCCAAGCAGGAGACGGAGGAGGGCAAAGAACCGGGAAUGGCAGACGAGGCCGAGGAGAGAGGAGAGGAGGCGGGAGAGGGGGAUGGUGCAGAGGAGAGGAAGACAGACAUGGAGGGAGGGAGCCAAGCGGAGGAGGGUAAGAAGGAGGCAGUGGAGGAGCAACCUAAAGAAGAGGAAGGGAACAAGGAUCCCGGGGGGGCUGUUGGGACCACACCGGCACCAGGACACCCCGAGAAGGAGUCCAGCCAAGAGCACAGCCAGCAAGUUCAAAAUGACUCAGCAGCUGGCUACGAUCUGAUUCGCUACUACAAGAGACCCAGCUACUGUGCCAACUCCUACCGACCAAUCAGAGAGAAGAAGGUGGAGACUCAGCCAAUCGAUGCCAGGAGCAAAGCCAGGCGGCUGCAGUGCAUCUCUCUGCGACGGGGAAGUGACAAAGGUCAUUUUGACCCGCCCACUUAUCCUACUUAG